Molecule: messenger RNA, 2056 nt
Organism: Carassius auratus (goldfish)
Lineage: Eukaryota; Metazoa; Chordata; Actinopteri; Cypriniformes; Cyprinidae
Gene: asb3
Product: ankyrin repeat and SOCS box containing 3
Exons: 9
Coding region: 407-1957 (516 amino acids)
Biological process (GO): intracellular signal transduction
Molecular function (GO): protein binding
Source: RefSeq, a predicted model, not a curated record
UCGUCACUUUAUCAUUUGUGUACAGAUGUUUUAGGACCGCGAUGUGUUUUUUGUUUUUGUUGUCUUGUGGACAUAUUAAAGAUUCAAAGUGGGAAAGUCGAACUAGAUUACUUGACUAGUAACGUUACACUAAAAGUGGCACAGCCGUUAACUUAUUCUGCAACCAAAACACUGUUAUCGGGCCAGUUUAUCAGAAUUAUUGGUCUAACUGGUGUGAACUUGGCCUGGUUGUGAAUUAUAGAGGUUUAACCUGUAACUUAGCACUUAAGUGUAAGGUAUAAUAUAAGACCUGGACCUGCCAGCUUGCUCUCAGUCUGAGCCGCUGUGUGUAAAUACUGAGAGAACACGAACUCUUUCAGUUAUGUUUGAGGGAUAGUGCUGUGUUUUUUAAACGGAUAAUAAUCAGAUGGACUUCACGGAGUGCUAUGGAGACACCUGCUCAGCCGUCGCGGUGGCAGCCCGGGAGGGGAAGGUUCGACGGGUGCAGAGGCUCAUCCAGAGAGGCUUCGCGGUGGAUGUGAAAGAUAACCGGGGCUGGAACGCCCUGCAUGAGGCUGCGGCAGCUGGAUCCGCGGAGUGUGUGCGGCUUCUCCUCCCUGCAGCCGUCAAUUGCGAAGACUACGUCAACACUUUGACUCAUAAUUCAGAGACUCCUCUUUAUUUUGCCGCGAGGAAUGGACAUCUCCGGGCAGUGAAGUGGCUUAUCAAGGGUGGUGCAGAUAUUAACAGGACAACCAAUGAACUCUCCUGUCCCCUCUUUGCAGCUGUAGAUAGUGGGCACAAAGAUGUGGUGGAGCUACUGGUGGAAAAUGGGGCAGACGUCAAUGGGACUUACUCUGUCUCAGGCUGGUCUUGUCUCCAUCAAGCUGUUUACAAGGGCCAUACAGAGAUUGUGAGGUACUUGGUGAGCGUGUGCUCUCUGGAGGCCGUUGAUGACUAUGGGAUCACACCAUUAUUUGUUGCUGCACAAUAUGGACAUCACCAAUGCUUAGAGAUCGUUGCAAGUGUCGGGGCGAAUGUGAACUGCCAGGCAAACGAUCUGGCCACGCCGCUGCUCAUUGCCGCGCAGGAGGGCCAUGUACGGUGUGUGGAGCUUUUACUGGCCCAUGGAGCUGACCCCAACCUGUACUGCAAUGAGGACUGCUGGCAGCUACCCAUCCAUGCUGCGGCCCAGUUCAGCCGUCUUAGUAUCUUAGAGAAGCUGAUCCCGGUAACGAAGCGAGAAUGUGACCGGGGCGAGGGAAAGGUCAGUCCAGUUUAUUUGGCAGUUCUUAGCGGACAAGCGGACAGCCUGCGGGCCUUGCUAAAGAAGGGCUACAGUCCAGACGCCCAAAACUGUCGACAGUUUGGCUACAGCUGCCCUUUGGACAUGGCUCUGUGGUGCAACUCUUGGAAUUUGAACAGCGAGCGUCACCAGAUUCGUGAAAUCACUCUGAUGCUCUUGGCAGCAGGGGCCCAUGUGAGCUUGGGCAUCUAUGCUUUUGCGUUACAAGGCCACGUACCAGAGCACCUUCCCUUGAUCUUAGAGCACGCUGGCCUUCCUCAGGGUGACCGACUGGAAGAACUGGCCCACAGAGCCAUCGGUGAGAUGCAGAGUGCCUCUUUCUGGCUCCCCCUGCUGCUCAGAGCAGGAAUGGACCCCAUGCUGCUCCUCCAGGACAAAAUGCUUGAAGAAGCUGAGAACAGCGUGCUUAAUUUCUUUCUGGAGUUCAUUAAUUGGAAGACUCUGCCCUCCUCAAUGCUUCAGAUUCUCUCUCACCGUAGAGCAGAUGGCUCCUGGACGCCACAGAAGCAUUUCGAAUCGGUCCCUGUCCUCACCCAUCUGUGCAGACUGGCAGUGCGGGCAGCGGUGGGCAGCAGUGCUCUGUCUAAGACGUCCUUCAUCAAACAGCUGCCCGUCCCCACACUGCUUCAGGACUACCUUCAGUUCAGCGAAGUCUCAGGCUUGCUUACAUAGCGGCCUGACUGUCAAGUGUGGCUAAUUAAGUUAUCUCAACUUGUUCCACUGCAGUAUUUUGUAUAUAAUGUUAAUACAAUUUUAAUGACUGCUCAAUGA